AUGUUUGUUGGGCAAAUUCAAACGCCCCCUCGAGAUUUGUCACACAUUCUUCACGACUACGAAGACCUUUUUGAGGAAGGGUUAGUACGUUGCUCGAAAGUCAAAGUGCAGCUGCAGUUCCAGGCUGAAGCAAAGCCCAAAUUUUGUAAGGCAAGGCCUAUUCCGUUUGCGCUUCGUGAGGCCGUCGAAAAAGAUCUCGAGAGACAAGUCAAUAAUGGAGUCUUGACACGAAUUGAGGUUUCUCAUUCGGCUACACCGAUUGUGGUAGUACCAAAACCGAACGGAGCAGUUCGUAUCUGCGGCGACUUCAGCGUCACUGUGAACCCUCAGCUUGACGUCGCGCAGUACCCCCUGCCCCGCCCGGAAGAAUUAUUUGCAAAGCUGAACGGUGGAAAGCACUUCUCGAAACUGGACCUGUCAGAAGCAUACUUGCAGUUGGAACUCGAUGAACAAGCCAAGGAAGUACUGGUAGUAAAUACCCAUAAGGGUCUGUUCCGUUUCAACAGGAUGCCUUUUGGGAUUUCCUCAGCUCCUGCAAUCUUCCAGAGGACAAUGGAACAGGUUACCGCUGGUUUGGAUGGAAGGCGGUACUGCAAAGACUUCGAGAAUAUGGAUUCCGACUCAAGCAACAAAAGUACGAAUUUUUUAAAACCCGAAGUGGAAUACCUCAGUCAAGUGGUUUCGGCAAAGGGUUUCAAGCCAUCACCCAAGAAAGUGUCAGCUCUCCUGGGAAUGCCAGAACCGUCGAACGUCGGAGAGCUUCGAGCCUUCCUUGGUCUCGUCCAGUAUUACGGCAGAUACGUCAAAGCACUCGCCGAUCUCUGUGCACCACUUAACAGACUGCUACGGAAAGAUGUAGCGUGGGAAUGGUCACCGCCAUGCGUCCAUGCCUUUGAAAAGAUCAAGCAUCGGAUAGGCUCUAUGAGUUCUCUGACUCACUUCGACCCGAGUCAGACUAUUUACCUCGCUGUUGAUGCAUCAGCGAUUGGGGUCGGAGCGGUGAUCUAUCACAAGAUCAACGGCGAAGAUAAACCCAUUGCCCACGCUUCAAAGACUUUGACUCCUGCCCAACAGAAGUACGCUCAGAUUGAGAAGGAGGCGUUGGCUAUAAUAUUCGUUGUCAAGAAGUUCCACCAAUAUCUCUGGGGGAGAAAGUUUGUAUUAUUCACCGACCAUAAGUCGUUAGCAGCCAUUUUCGGAUCAAAGAAGGGAAUACCAGUCACAGCAGCAAACAGAAUGCAGCGUUGGGCUCUGACUCUUCUUAGUCACUCCUUCGAUAUUCUAUACAAGCCAACAGCUCAAUUUGGGAAUGCAGACGGUCUUUCCAGACUCCCAGUUGGACCAGAUCCCGACUUCGACGCGGCCAUAUCGGACGACACCUUCGUCGGGGGAAUUGGGUCUUCGGAGGUCUCUGCCGUCCUCUCUAUCGCUAUAGAGAAAGUUCCUCUGAAGGCGUCAGAAAUCGCCAAGGCCACUGCAACUGACCGUGUGCUUUCCCGAGUGUACAGAUACGUCAUGGAAGGCUGGCCUUCUCACGAAAGAGAUCCAAGAGAUCCAGAGUUACAAGAAUUUCACGCAAGGAAAUCGGAACUAACAACGGAAAACGAAUGCGUCGUAUGGGGUAUGCGUGCUGUCAUACCUUCCCAGCAGCGCGACGUUGUUUUGAGCCUCCUACAUAAUGGGCAUAUCGGCCAGACCAAAAUGAAGAUGUUGGCGCGAUCAUAUGUAUGGUGGCCGGGAAUGGACAAGGUUAUUGAACUGGCUUGUCGCUCAUGUGGAGCGUGUGCCGCUUCAGCAGAUCAUCAGGUACCAGUCCCUCUGCAUCAUCAGUGGGAAGUUCCAACGGAGCCGUGGUACUGGAUACACGCCGAUUUCGCGGACUUCAACGGGAAAAGCUAUCUCGUGGUAGUCGACGCUUACAGGAAGUGGCCCGAGGUGAAGCUUAUGACGUCGGCCAAAUCUGCUGCUACUAUGGAAGCACUGAGUGACAUCUUCGCUGUUGACUCGGAAAGUGUCUCUUUGGGGCUUGCUUUGAAUCAUUUACCGUCAAAUGCGCUGCAGUGUGCUUCGAUGGCGGAACUUCUAUUUGGCCGUUGA
This is a messenger RNA of Ornithodoros turicata, 2097 nucleotides long. RefSeq lists its product as uncharacterized. Bases 1 to 2097 code for a protein of 698 amino acids. Gene Ontology annotation, molecular function: nucleic acid binding. Lineage: Eukaryota; Metazoa; Arthropoda; Arachnida; Ixodida; Argasidae. The record is from RefSeq and is a predicted model, not a curated record. The transcript has 4 exons.